Molecule: messenger RNA, 2349 nt
Organism: Zygotorulaspora mrakii
Lineage: Eukaryota; Fungi; Ascomycota; Saccharomycetes; Saccharomycetales; Saccharomycetaceae
Gene: KNS1
Product: serine/threonine protein kinase KNS1
Exons: 1
Coding region: 1-2349 (782 amino acids)
Biological process (GO): protein phosphorylation
Cellular component (GO): nucleus
Molecular function (GO): protein kinase activity; ATP binding
Source: RefSeq, a predicted model, not a curated record
AUGUCGGUUAACACACAGGUCAGGAGGAAGCGCACGAGGACUAAUCCGUCUAUGGUUGAUGGUUUGAAUGGUACUGGCAAUAGCGAAGGAUGCGCAUCUGGGGCUACAGGGGCCAGCAUGAACGGGAACGUCCUCACGGGGACGGACUCGUUCUUAGAGAGAAUGCUGGAUAGACAGAGUUCCUUUUUGCAGAAUACUUUACGUGACGGGCUGAACUUCGUCGAUGAUACGAACGUUAGACAGAACUGUCGGGGCGUUAUGGACAGCAGCAACAUGGACAGUGGCCUUGGAGAGCACGCCCUUAUCGAUAGCGAUAACGCGAUGAUCGAAGUCGACAACGCUUACGUGGAAAAUGCAGCCAGCUAUCGGCGCAUCGAUGAGGAUGUCCCGGGCGGUCACCAUGAGCACAUUGUGGAGGACGACGAAGACGAAAACGAGCAGGUCGACGACGAUGGCGAUGACGACGGCGUUGAGGAUGAUGGCGAUGAUGAUGUGAUUUUCAUCAAGGAGCAGCCAGUUUAUUUCAAUUCACCUCUUGUCACUGAGCCUGGCAAUAGCAAUUACACUUCCACGACAAGUAAAAAAUUCAAAAAGCAAAGAACCAUAUCGCUUCCCCAGCUGCCACAUGCAAAACUACUUUAUCAGAACAGACAGGACAUCCCAAGGGGUCAGAAUAAUGAUGAGCUGCUGCAUCUCACGGGUUCCACUGCAAAGACCUUAGACGGUAAUAGGAGUGUGAAUUUGCGAGUCAUAAAAAGCACAUCUCCACUUUUGUCGGACCCAUUCUAUAAUUCUUCCACAUCACCUUCCAAUUCGCCUAACGAGUCUACUAUUUCCGAUUCUCAAUUCUUGCAUAAGAGGAAUAAAGACACUGACAAUGCGAUUCACGAAAAGAAGGGUUUAAAAAGGUUAGCUGCACCAAGAAUUGCUGCUAAAUUGGUUGGUAGAAAGGAUAAACUCAAGAAGAAAGACUACUUCAAAACUGAUAAAGAUGGCCACUAUAUUUAUCAGGAGAAUGAUGUGUUCAGUGACGGUAGGUUUAUUGUUAAGCAAUUACUGGGUCAGGGCACUUUUGGAAAAGUUCUGAAGUGUUUAGACACUAGAGCUGAAGUGGUUAAUCAGAAUCACUUCUGGAAUUAUACCAGCACGACACAUGAAAAGGCUUUUGUGGCCAUUAAGAUAAUUAGAGCAAUUGACAGGUAUAGAGAAGCAGCCAAGACAGAACUUCGAGUUUUGCAAGCAGUGAUGGAGAAUGACCCCCAAGGGCAGUAUCAAUGUUUGAUGCUUAAGGAAUGCUUUGAUUAUAGAAAUCACAUAUGUAUUGUUACAGAUCUACUGGGUAAAUCUGUUUACGAUUUUAUGUGCUCCAACGGUGUUGCCCGAUUCCCUGGUUCUCAUGUACAGGCCAUCGCAAAACAACUUAUUCGCUCGGUAUGUUUCUUACAUGAUUUAGGAAUCAUCCAUACGGAUUUAAAGCCGGAGAAUAUUUUACUUUGUGAUGAAACUUACGUAGAAAAAGAAUUGCCAAUCAGUGUAAUCAGGUCAAUGAGUAUAAGGCGUAAAGAUGCAAGUGGCGGACGGAGGAAAUUUUUAACAGAUCCAGAGAUCAAGAUUAUUGAUUUCGGUAGUGCAGUGUUUCACAAUGAAUACCAUCCGCCUGUAAUAUCAACACGCCACUACAGAGCCCCGGAAAUAGUAUUAGGCUUGGGGUGGUCUUUUCCCUGUGAUAUCUGGUCUAUUGCAUGCAUUCUUGUCGAGCUAGUUACCGGGGAAUCUCUGUAUCCUAUCCAUGAAAACUUGGAGCACAUGGCAAUGAUGCAACGUAUAAAUGGUGAGCCGUUCCCGCCAAAAAUUGUUGAGAAAAUGUUUUACAAAAUAACACAUAAAAUUGGUAAUUCGCCGUCUGAUUUGAACGCAACUGUGGUAAAACAUUUUGACAAGGAGUCAUUGGCUUUACAAUGGCCGGAAAAAAAUAAACGAGGUGAUUACGUCACAAAGGAAAAAUCUAUAAAAAGGGUAAUGGGCACAUGUGAUCGGUUGGAUAUUCAUGUUUCAAAGAGAAUAAGGCAAGAUUAUGGUGAAUGGAUAAGUAUAAAUUGGAAUUUCAGUCCUGAUAGGAAUUGGUCAUUAAUAAAGUCAAAAAUUUUGACUGAAAGAAAAAAUAAGGGAACGACAGCGGGAGAUUUAAACAAGGAGACAUUUUUAUUUUGGUAUUGGUUCGUUGAUCUCUGUCGGAAAAUGUUUGAGUUUGAUCCAACAAAAAGGAUCACCGCCAGGGAAGCAUUGGACCACGAAUGGUUUAAUUUGGGCAUUUUGGAUGAAGGAAUUACCUGUUCAGGUAAAUUCUAA